AUGACGACUCUGACUCUUCCAGAACUUGAGGCACAUCUUGGUGGACUUGGAAUGAACAUUCCCAUCCCCAAAUUCCAAGCGGUAGAAGUUCUUAACAGACCUUUGGAUAUUGCUCGAGCCUACUUAACAGAUAUCCUCAGCAACCUUGCUGAAUGUGACCCAGAUGUGGCGUACAAGUCCAUAUAUUGGCCCAAUAAUAUUUUCAAUGGAGAUCUGGUCGUUAUAUUACCGAAGCUCAGCCGUGAUGCAGACUUCAAAACUGUUGCCUUGCGUCUAACUCAAAAGUUCAAAUGUCCGCUUUUUAUCCUUCCUUUUCAAGAUGGAGUUCAUCUUCGGAUCACAUUCAGCUCACAGAUGCUUCCGCGUUUUUUACUUCCAUACAUAUACGAUCGCCUCAACAUCUAUGGAAGACACCUUGCUCUUGGAAUUCGGGAUCAUUCAUCCCCAGAAUUGGAAAGGAAGAAACUAGUGGUGGAGUUCUCAUCUCCUAACAUUGCCAGCGAAUUCCAGGCCAAACAUUUCAAAAGCACCAUCUUCGGGGCCCACGUUGCCUGCCUGUACGAAAGCAUGAACUGGGACGUCGUCAGACUAAACUACCUAGGUGAUUGGGGCAAGCCGAUUGGGCUAUUAGGUGUUGGGUGGGAGAAGUUCGGCUCAGAAGACGAGUUCCAGGUUAACUCGGCCCGACAUCUGUUGGAGAUUUAUCAUAAAAUUCAGGAGCUGUUUAUUCCUCAGCUAGCGGCUAGUAAGAAGAUACGGGAUGAGGGAGGAGAUCCGGCUGAGGUAGAAAGCCAGGGCUUAUUCGCUGAACGAAACGCGUACUUUAAGAGGAUGGAGGAUGGCGAAGAGCAAGCUAUUGCAUUGUGGAAGCGUGUUCGUGAUGUUAAUAUCGAGAAUUACACCAAACUCUACUCGCGACUGGGCAUCACGUUUGAUGAGUAUUCGGGCGAAUCACAAGUGAGUCUAGAGGCGAUGACUGAAGUCGAAGAGAUCCUCAAGAGUAAAGGGCUCACUGAGGAAAAAUCUGGAUCUUGGAUGAUUGACUUAACCAAACAUGCUGGUAAAAAGCUUGGCACAGCGAUUAUUCGUGACCGAACCGGAAGUAGUACUUACCUGCUAAGAGACCUCGCUGCUGUCUUGGAGCGCUUUAGAAAGUAUUCGUUUGAUAAGAUGAUCUAUGUAGUCGCAGCAGACCAACACACCACCCACUUUGCGCGACUUUUCAAGAUAUUGGAACUGAUGGACAUGCCUGAUCUUGCUUCUAGGUUGCAGCAUGUUCAAUUCUGCGAUAGUAUGAAUGUUUCGCAGCAAGUCCAGGACAAACUGGACCUGAUGAACACAAUGCCAGAUGAAAUCCUCGCCGAAUGUGAGAGAGCAAUUCAGAACUCUCUUGAGAAGAACCCUGAAAAAGCGACUCCCCUAGUCGGAAAGAACGAUGUGGAAACAAUCCCCAUGAUUGUGACUAAUGCUCUCAUAGCUGAAGAGCUCUCUUCUCGAAGAGCCAACAACCACGCAUCGUUCGACAUUAGCAGAAUACAAUCCUUUGAGCCUGGUACAGGUCUGGACCUACAAUACUGGUAUGCCAGGCUGUGUUCCAUAGUUGAGACAAGCUAUCUAGAAAGUAGCACAAGUCUUUCGGAGGAGGAAUGGGAGUCUCUUGAACAAGAGGACGAGGUCGACCUCCUUCGUCUAUUGGUUCAAUACCCUGAUAUCACAUAUUCCGUUUAUGAAACACUGGAGCCAGCAACAGUUUUGACGUAUCUCAGCAACGUCACUGCGCAGCUAUCAAUGAUCAUUCCCGAUAAUGAAGAGGAUGGGUCUGUUGCCAGUCCGGCCCACGCUACGCUGUAUGAAGCCACGCGAAGAGUAUUGGAGAGCGGAAUGAAGCUACUCGGCAUGAAUUUUGGCAAAUAA
Talaromyces proteolyticus is the source of this 1914-nucleotide messenger RNA. RefSeq lists its product as uncharacterized. Gene Ontology annotation, molecular function: arginine-tRNA ligase activity; ATP binding. NCBI's taxonomy places the organism in Eukaryota, Fungi, Ascomycota, Eurotiomycetes, Eurotiales, Trichocomaceae. The transcript is spliced from 2 exons. The coding region runs from base 1 to 1914 and encodes 637 amino acids. The record is from RefSeq and is a predicted model, not a curated record. Gene Ontology annotation, biological process: mitochondrial translation; arginyl-tRNA aminoacylation. Gene Ontology annotation, cellular component: mitochondrion; cytoplasm.